This is a messenger RNA of Rhizoctonia solani, 1512 nucleotides long. Its product is annotated as glucose-6-phosphate 1-dehydrogenase. Gene Ontology annotation, cellular component: cytosol. The record is from RefSeq and is a predicted model, not a curated record. NCBI's taxonomy places the organism in Eukaryota, Fungi, Basidiomycota, Agaricomycetes, Cantharellales, Ceratobasidiaceae. The transcript has 9 exons. Gene Ontology annotation, biological process: pentose-phosphate shunt, oxidative branch; glucose metabolic process. Gene Ontology annotation, molecular function: NADP binding; glucose-6-phosphate dehydrogenase activity. Bases 1 to 1512 code for a protein of 503 amino acids.
AUGUCGCACGGAACAAUACCAUCCAUGGAGUCAGCUCACCAAGAGUUGAAGAAUAAUACGAUUAUUAUCGUGCUGGGUGCAUCCGGCGAUCUCGCGAAGAAAAAGACCUUCCCGGCGUUAUUCGGACUGUUCAAGAUCGGAUAUCUGCCCGAAGGUGUACACAUUGUCGGAUAUGCACGAACCAAGAUGUCGGAAGAGGAGUUCCACAAGCGGGGCGUGUCGUAUAUCAAGGACGCAGACGACCCAGAGACGGCGAAAAAACUGGAAGAGUUCAAGAAUGUGAUGAGCUAUGUGUCGGGCCAGUACGAGGGCGACGAAGGAUACUCGGCUCUGACCAAGGCCCUGGAGGAGAUCGAGAGCAAGUACCAGACCAAAGAGGUCAAUCGGUUGUUCUACAUGGCUCUUCCGCCGUCGGUCUUUAUCCCCGUCGCGCAAGGCCUGCGACGCAACUGCUACACGCCAAACGGCACGAACCGAAUCAUUGUCGAAAAGCCAUUUGGCAAGGACCUCGAGUCGUGUCGCCAGAUGAUGUCCUCGCUCAAGAAAGAAUGGACAGAGGAAGAGACGUUUGCGAACCUUGUGUUUAGCUCUGGGUGGAGCAACCAAGCAAUCAAGAGCGUGCAGAUUACGUUCAAGGAGCCGUUUGGCACUGAGGGCCGAGGAGGGUAUUUCGACGAAUUUGGUAUCAUUCGCGACAUCCAACAAAAUCACUUGCUCCAGGUAUUGUCUAUUCUUACCAUGGAGCGCCCUGUUUCGUUCUCUGCCGAGGACAUCCGCGACGAAAAGGUCAAAGUCCUGCGUGCGAUCCCUCCCAUCGCCAAGGAGGACGUGUUGCUCGGCCAGUACGUCGCCGCCAACGGCAAGCCCGGAUACCUCGACGACGAGACGGUGCCGCAAAAUUCGGUCUGUCCAACGUUUGCCGCGCUCACGCUAUGGAUCCAUAACCCGCGCUGGGAGGGCGUUCCGUUCAUCCUCAAGGCCGGAAAAGCUCUAAACGAGGCCAAGGUUGAGAUCCGAAUCCAGUACAAGGAUGUCACACAAGGGAUUUUCAAGGAUAUCGCGCGCAACGAGCUCGUGUUGCGCAUUCAGCCAUCCGAGGCGGUCUAUGUCAAGAUCAACGCCAAGACGCCGGGGCUUUACACUCGGGCGAUUCCGACCGAGAUGGACUUGACGUACAAGCGCCGAUUCACCGAGACUAAGAUCCCCGAGGCGUACGAGGCUCUGAUCUUGGACGCGCUCAAGGGCGAUCAUUCCAACUUUGUACGAGACGACGAGCUCGAUGUGGCGUGGAAGAUCUUUACACCCAUUCUGCACUGGAUCGAAGGACGCGAUGGCCCCGCACCGCGACCCCAACCGUACCCGUAUGGAUCGCGUGGGCCCAAGGAGCUCGACAGCUUUAUUGGCAAGUACGGAUACAAACGGCGGAUGCCGGAUAACAAAUUUGGCGAACCUGUAGGCGUUGGAGAGUUGAUUGGAUUGGUGUAUUGGGCCUCGCUUAUUGGAAUUGUAUGA